AGCCUGGUCCUGGCGGGGUUUGGGAGUGUGUCCGGCAGCGGAAGGAUGAAAGCUCUGUCCUGAUUAAAAGCCAGGAGCACCGGCUUCUCCUCUCUUCCGUAGAGCGGUGGAGACUCUCCGCUGUCGCCCCGGCGGAGCUAUGUGGAGCCCGGCGGCCAGUGUAGCCACAGUGCUGUGGUUAUUUGUGGAGUGUGUCGAGGCCAAGAAGUACUGCUGGUACUUUGAGGGUGGAUAUCCCAUCUACUUCAUAUGUCGCUCGUACGAGGACUGCUGUGGGACUCGCUGCUGUGUCCGAGCCCUGUCCAUCCAGAGACUGUGGUAUUUCUGGGUGCUGCUCAUGAUGGCGGUGCUGUUCUGCUGCGGCGCUGGCUUCUUCAUCCGCAGGAGGAUGUACCCGUACCCUCUGAGAGACGAGCCGGCCUUUAACGUCUCCUUCACCAGACACACCAUCACCACACCAGUUUCCCAGCAGCCGGGGAGUCUGCAGACCUCAUACGGGAUGACAGGAGGCGACCCCGGGGUCAUGGUGGCGCACCCUGGCUCCGCCCACAUGAUGAUGGGCUCCUAUCCACCACCUCCGUCCUACUGCAACCACCCGCCGCCGCCGUACGAACAGAUAUUUCAGAACAGCGAGAAGAAGUAACGUCCUGCAGGAAACCAAGGAGGUGGGAGGGAGUUGACGAAGGAGUGCCUGUUGGUUAUUUAUAAAAAUAAAACUGUGGAUGUAAGAAGCGAUGCAUUACUGUAACAGAGACGUGACUCACACACACAAGAGGGUCUGACGUGGGCCGGUUAAUGAGCCGUCAGGUGUCUGCAGGUCAACGGGAGCAGCUGGUAAUAAGGUAAUAAGCACAAAGACAUUCUAAAGGACCCAUGCAUCUGCAGGUGCUCAUUAAAGCACCGAUGACUCAGAGGAUCUGCAGCAUUUGUUUUCAACAUGUGAUCGAUGAUUAUUGUUCUUACACAGCGUAGCACAGCACUGACUGGUGUCCCAGAAGGAUUCUUUAUUUUUUGAGGUGGGGGUCGACAGCUUGUACUGUAAAGAAGCUCUGUGGAAAAGUGCUGGACAGUUAAUAUCUUACCUGAUGUAAAUAGUUCCUUCACCACCCUAGUUUAGAGAAAUAAAGGUUCAUUCUGACACCGAAGUAGA
This is a messenger RNA of Austrofundulus limnaeus, 1150 nucleotides long. It is a transcript of the gene vopp1b, whose product is annotated as VOPP1 WW domain binding protein b. The record is from RefSeq and is a predicted model, not a curated record. Bases 140 to 643 code for a protein of 167 amino acids. The transcript is spliced from 5 exons. Gene Ontology annotation, cellular component: cytoplasmic vesicle membrane. Lineage: Eukaryota; Metazoa; Chordata; Actinopteri; Cyprinodontiformes; Rivulidae.